AUGAGUGAAAGUAUAGUGGUGAGCAGAGAGAGUUUGUAUGAAGACGAGGAGUUUGAUCAUCAUCAAAGGAAACUUGCAGCACUUCUUGUAUCAAAGGUCUUUUAUUACUUGGGUGAACUUAAUGAUUCAUUGUCUUAUGCCCUUGGAGCUGGUCCUCUAUUUGAUGAUUCAGACGAUUCUGACUAUGUGCAUACCAUUCUUGUGGUGAACAGAGAGAGUUUGUAUGAAGACGAGGAGUUUGAUCAUCAUCAAAGGAAACUUGCAGCACUUCUUGUAUCAAAGGUCUUUUAUUACUUGGGUGAACUUAAUGAUUCAUUGUCUUAUGCCCUUGGAGCUGGUCCUCCAUUUGAUGAUUCAGACGAUUCUGACUAUGUGCAUACCAUUCUUGCUAAAGCUAUAGAUGAAUAUGCUAGUUUUAAGUCUAAGGCAGCUGAGUCAAGUGAUGAAUCUCUCAAGGUGGAUUCUAGGUUGGAAGCAAUUGUGGAGAGAAUGUUGGAUAAGUAUGUAAACCUUAAUCAUUCUUGUGGUCGGUCUGCUCUAGCAAUACCAUUGAAAUCCUAUGGUAUUGCUAGAGCUAAAAGGGCAGAGGUGGGUACUCUUGUUGAGCUUGAGGGGUUCUCCGUCUUCCUUGUUAAAGUAUUUCAAAAGCUGCCUUCGCCAGAUUAUAUGAGCAUUUGUCAGUGUCUUAUGUUCUUGGAUGAGCCAGAUGGUGUUGCAAGCAUCUUAGAAAAGCUUUUACGUUCUGAAGACAAGGAUGAUGCUCUUUUGGCAUUUCAAAUAGCAUUUGAUUUGGUGGAGAAUGAGCACCAAGCUUUUCUUCUAAAUGUUAGAGGUCACCUUUCGUUACCAAAAUCCCAACCUGCAGAAUCUGCACAGCAUGUGGUUUUGUUCCAUUGGAGAUUCUUGGAUUGGUUGAGCAGAGCGACUAAUUGGGCCAAAUUUAGUGCAACAGCUGGUCUUGGUGUUAUCCAUAGAGGCCAUUUGCAGCAGGGAAGGUCACUGAUGGCACCUUACUUGCCUCAGGGUGGGACAGGUGGUGGUGGUAGUCCAUUCUCAGAAGGUGGUGCUCUCUAUGCCCUUGGUCUUAUUCAUGCUAACCAUGGAGAGGGCAUCAAACAAUUUAUUCGGGAUAGCCUGCGCAGUACUACUGUUGAGGUGCUCAUAAAUAAUGAUAGUGAUGUGUGUUGA
Messenger RNA from Gastrolobium bilobum, 1188 nucleotides. RefSeq names its product 26S proteasome non-ATPase regulatory subunit 1 homolog A-like. Bases 1 to 1188 code for a protein of 395 amino acids. Gene Ontology annotation, biological process: proteasome-mediated ubiquitin-dependent protein catabolic process. Gene Ontology annotation, cellular component: nucleus; proteasome storage granule; proteasome regulatory particle, base subcomplex. The record is from RefSeq and is a predicted model, not a curated record. NCBI's taxonomy places the organism in Eukaryota, Viridiplantae, Streptophyta, Magnoliopsida, Fabales, Fabaceae. The transcript is spliced from 8 exons.